Condylostylus longicornis is the source of this 1194-nucleotide messenger RNA. RefSeq names its product peroxiredoxin (gene Prx4). Lineage: Eukaryota; Metazoa; Arthropoda; Insecta; Diptera; Dolichopodidae. Gene Ontology annotation, molecular function: thioredoxin peroxidase activity. The transcript is spliced from 4 exons. Bases 305 to 1051 code for a protein of 248 amino acids. Gene Ontology annotation, biological process: response to oxidative stress; hydrogen peroxide catabolic process; cell redox homeostasis. The record is from RefSeq and is a predicted model, not a curated record. Gene Ontology annotation, cellular component: endoplasmic reticulum; cytosol.
GUCAGAUAUUUACGUUUGUGUAUUUGUUUGGUUUUUUAUUUAUUCGAGCAUUUUAGAAAAGAAAGGGGAAAAAUAUCACCGGGAAGCUUUUCCGCGAGGCCUGAAAUACAUUGCGAAGUUAAAUUUAGUUAUUAUCUAUUAACUUUGUUUGAUAACAAAAACCCUUUGUGAUAAAAGUAGAAAUACUGUAUUGACUAGCAGAUUCUCCUCCAGUUUUCUGUAUGUUUUGUUUUGGAAAACAAGUGACGUGGUAAAAGUUCGAAUUUCCGAUUUUCAUUAUUUAAAAAGAUCUCAUGAAAUUAUAAUGUUUUCCAAAAGAAUAAACCUUCUGUUUGUUUUUUUUGUUCAAACAUUAAACUAUUCUAGAGCACUGGUUGAAGAUAAUCAGUGUUAUUCCUUUGGAGGUUCAGGGAAAGAUGUGUUUCCUCAUGGAGAUCCAAAAGGCGAACAUAAUUUACAAUAUACUAAAGCUGUGAUUUCACGUCCUGCCCCUUAUUUUGAAGGAACUGCUGUAAUCAAUGGUGAAUUUAAACAUAUUUCCCUUUCGGACUAUAAAGGAAAAUAUGUUGUAUUUUUCUUCUAUCCUCUAGAUUUCACUUUCGUUUGUCCAACAGAGAUUUUAGCCUUUUCAGAGAGAAUUUUGGAUUUCAAAGAUAUAAAUACAGAAGUGAUUGCGUGUAGUGUUGAUUCUCAUUUUACACAUUUGGCUUGGAUUAAUACUCCACGAAAAGAGGGAGGGUUAGGAAAAAUAAAAAUCCCAUUGUUAAGUGAUUUAAAUCAUAAAAUUUCCAAGGACUAUGGCGUUUAUCUUGAUGAUUUGGGUCAUACUCUCCGGGGUUUAUUUAUAAUUGAUCAGAAAGGAAUUUUAAGGCAAAUAACAAUGAAUGAUUUGCCUGUUGGACGAUCUGUUGAUGAAACUAUACGUCUAGUUCAAGCUUUUCAGUUUACAGAUACACAUGGCGAAGUAUGUCCUGCUGGAUGGAAGCCAGGAAGCGAUACUAUCAUUCCAAAUCCAGAAGAAAAGAAAAAGUAUUUUCAAAAAAACAACUAAGUUAUCAAGUACAAUUUGAAAUUAAGUCUUAUUUUUAGGGUUUCAUUAAGUUUCUUUUUACCUCUCUUGUUUUUUUGAAAUAAAACUAAUUUUGUAACUAUUACCAAAAAAAAAUAUUACUUCCCUGUUUUAUUGGUAAAACC